GUAAAAAGUCAAAAGAAUCGAUAGUUACGGUCCUAUUAUGUGUAACUUUCAUGACAGCUUUUUAUGAAAAAAUCAAAUUUUUAAAAGUGUAAGUUUAAGCGGGCAACACUGAUCUAUGUAUCUUGACACUUUUGACAGUCGCAUUGUCACACAUGUGUUCAUAUCGUUCAUCUUCAACGUAUAUUUGUAAACACACAGUCGGAAUAAGUGAUUUUUAAGGUUUUUAAGCAACAACAUUUCGAACGGUGAAAGAAAACCAUUUUUUCUGUUAAAUGUCCAUUCAAUUAGCCAAACUUUGUUCGAUUAUAUUCGAACGGCAUUUCGGUAAAAAUGUUCAAAUUGUCGGCGACUGUUUAUUUGCUGCAAUUCAAUCGCGUUCCCUAUCAAUGAUCGUCAAGAACACCGGUCUGCCUAGAAGUGAUGUAGCACAUGCACUGGCUAUUCUAAUCAAAUUCCGAUUGGUUAAAUUCGAUGCGUCGGCAAACGAGAGUUUUGCUGAAUAUUCGCUGAAUCGGGAUUCCAUUCUACUGAUACUACGAUUUCCUCGGUACGUACACUUGAUACAAACCAAAUUUGGGAUGGUCGCUGCGGCUCUUGUUGAAGAAUUGUUGCGUUCGGGCAGUCAAACUGCAUCCAAACUCAUAGCCCACUGCUUCGAUAGUAAAACAAAAACCAGCCUCACAGAGCAUCGCGAUGCAUUCAAUGAGUUAUGUCAGUCGAUGUAUGUGUUCCGGGCACCGGUUGUGGCAAACAAAGAACAGGAAAAUGUGGGAGUACCAAGGCUACAGAUCGACGAACACAAUUUGUUUGCGACCGUGGAUUUGGAUUUGAAUGAAAUAACAAAACUGAAGGAAGACAGUACCGUGGUGACCAAGGAUAAAGAUGUCUAUUGGAUGGUAAACACAGACAGAUUUCAUCAAGAGUUUCGCGACGAACUAAUUCUGUCAGCUGUCGAGCGUAAAAUUAAUCCCAGUGCGAGCGAAGUGAUGAAGCACAUCUUACAUCAAAUGUAUUUGAGAACGAAACCCUGGGAGCCGAGCUCGAAUCCGAUUCCGUUCGUGGAAAUCCGACAAUUGGUGGAAAAAGAAUCGUCGAAUUUGGAAUUGAUCAAAUACUUGGACCAGUACGUGUCCAUCAUCAUGGACGAUCAGUUAAAGUUUCUAGCCAAAUAUGGAGACAUGGGUGGCGGACAGUAUGUCGUUCAAAUGAAAUAUGCUGUGGAGCAAUUGACGUGGGUGUGCAUAGAGAAUAUAAUUACAGAGAAAUUUGGAUCGAAAGCUUCGAGAAUAUUCAGAGUUGUCAGACUGCGAAAAUUCAGCGAACAAGAAGACAUCCAAAAGGAAGCGAUGGUCCCAUCGAAGGAAGCUAAACUGUUCACAUACAAACUCUUAGAGGAACAUUUUCUGCAGACGAAAACAGUUCGAAAACCGGGCGGCGGUGGUACUGGUAUGGCAAAAUCAUUUUUCCUUUUCUACGUCAGUCAAACGCAAAUCGUGUCGAUGCUGCUGGAAAUUUGCUACAAGGCCCUAUUCAAUUCGAUGACUCGGUCUGCGUACAAUAAAUCCGAAAAUCGACGACUAAUCGAUAAGUCGCAACGACUCGAUGGGAUUGUUGAAGCGAUGAAGGAUAGAGGCGAAUCGGAGGAAUAUAUCGCUGAGAUACACGAAACGUUGACACCGCCGGAGCGAGAAGUUUUACAGAAAGUGAAAACCCGAAUCAAGAACUUAGACAGUGCCGAAAUCGGGUUAGAUGAAACUAUUUUCCUGUUUCAAUUGUAUGAAAAUUACAAAAAUUAAAAUGCCAAUUGAAUUAGCAAAA
Bradysia coprophila is the source of this 1818-nucleotide messenger RNA. RefSeq names its product RNA polymerase III subunit C (gene Polr3C). Gene Ontology annotation, cellular component: RNA polymerase III complex. NCBI's taxonomy places the organism in Eukaryota, Metazoa, Arthropoda, Insecta, Diptera, Sciaridae. The record is from RefSeq and is a predicted model, not a curated record. Gene Ontology annotation, molecular function: single-stranded DNA binding. Gene Ontology annotation, biological process: DNA-templated transcription.